AUGAGUUACAUCGAACUUGACGAUGACAAGGAAUCGGCGACAGAACGGAUCGGAGAAACGUUGAGGGAGGCACGAGAAGCAGCAACUAUCGACAAGAAGUUAACAUGUCUAUCGACGGCGAUGCAUUUACUAAUCGAUCCCAAUAUCUCCAACAACGUUCUCGACAACUUUCUAACCGAAAUGUUGGAAUUCGCAGAGCUCAACGACUACCGUAUCAUAUGCCUUAUCAUUGAUUUUCUACAAAAAGCGAGUGCGAAAGACUUGACGAUCUGUAACAAAGCCGUCGAGAGAUACAACUUUUAUUUGAUUCCGAACGACAACAUUUCACACAACGAAAGUGUCAUCAAGCGAGUAGUUGUAGCAUCCACAAGUCUGUAUCCGGUUGUUCUAGAAUUUGCGAUAAUGGAUAAAAAUGAUAAAGCAGAAAGUUGUUGGGAGGCAUUCAAUCUGUUGAAAAGUCGAAUAUGCAAUCUUGUUAAUGAUCCUCACGAAGGCAUUAGAACUGUUACUGUCAAAUUCCUAGAAGCUCUUAUCCUUUGCCAAUCACCGGCUCCAAAAGAAAUGUCCGCUGAAUGGGCGAAGGAAGCAAACACCCGAUUCCAUAAAAUCUCACUAUCCGACAUCCCAAGAAGCCAUCGCUUCCUAUCGAUUCACAAAGCGCAGCUAGAAGCCGAACAAAACUUCACAGCUCUAAUCACGCAAACCACUGUAGCCGAUAUCACCUCUCAAAAUUUAAUCGCUGUCAUCGAGUGUCUUUGCAUGAUUAGUAGAUGUCGUCCACUUUGGGAGGAAGCUAUGCCACGUGUCUUCGAAGUAAUCAAAACUCUCCAUUCAAAUGUUCCAGCAAUGCUCAGCAAAGGACAAGUGAAGUUCCUGAGAAAGUCUUUCAAGUCGAAUUUGCUUCGGUUCCUGAAAAUCCCAGCAUCCGUCAAUCCACAAUACAAUCUUCAACCUAAAAUUAUGGGAAUGCUCACAAACUACCUGGGUGCUUCGGCAAGAGAAGUAAACCAGUCUAUUCCUCCAGACCUCAUCAAGUCGCCAACUCCAGCAAGAGCUACGUUUGCAGAGCCUGCUGCUAAACGAGCCAAGGUUAAUAAUCCGAUUUAUGAUGACGAUGAUGAGGGGGAAGGAUCAGAAGCGUCAACGAGUAAAGCCAAGAUGGAUGCCAGAACUCAAGCUAUCGAUAUAACAGCGAAAUAUAUUCUAGAACGGCUUAAUCAUGACACUGUUAACAAUCUCGUCAAAAUUGCCUUGUUCACUUUGCCAGAAGAAAUGCCAGCUGCUUUCGCUUCAUCCUACACUCCGAUUGCGAACGCUGGAACGGAAUCCAACCGAAAAGAGCUUUCGGAGCUCAUGGCCGCGCAAAUGGUUCACAAAGAAGUUGGUCCCGGAUACGAAUGGCUGGUUCAAAAGCGGAGGAAAGAGCACGAGGCGAAAACCAAAGCGAGAAACGAGGGAAUCGCUAUUGCCCCUACACCGCAUCAUGAGCCGAAUACACGAAUGCCCGUUGUGAAGCAACCAGCGGCGCCAGAGAAAGCUCCCGUAGCUCAAAAAGCGAAGAAGGCGUUCAAUUUGGUGGAGGAGACGGAGAAAAUCGACGCGAAAGGAGCGGCAGAGUUGUUUGAAUUGGCAUAUGACUCGGUGCUAGAUGCGGAGAGAAGAGCUAAUGCAGGAGGAGCCGGAAAGAUUUAUAUGAAGCUAGUUGUCAGGCUGACAACCCGGUUUUGGGAAGACUGCACGCCAUAUGAAAACAAGUUUGUGGAAUUUAUCCUUGCAGAUCAUAAGAAACGAUUCGAUUUGGCUCAUCUUUGGCUCUGCGAGCUGUACGCCCAAUACCAAGGAUACUCAAACUGUGCACUCAGGAUUAAGGAUGCGAUAGCGAAUCAAGAUGGAAUGACACAACCGCAGAGGUUAGAGAGAUAUGACAAUGCGGUUUGCAAGAUUAUGGAUGAGAUGUUGGAGCGAAAUCUACAGAAAGAGACUAUAUUUUAUAAGCUUCUACUGGAAAUACCUCUUCUGACGCCAAAUGCCAUGUGUCGGUUACAGAAUGUUUGCUUAGGAAAGGAUAACGAGACAGGAAUGUUCAUGCUUCGUGAAACGCUGAUGGUUCGGAAUAGACAACGACCCCAACUGCUUCAAUUCUUAUUCAGUCUCUGCUUCAUGGACCGUCCAGAAGUUCACAAAGGAUGUAUGGAUGUUGUCAAAGAGCUCAGUCAUCUGCCAUUUAUUCGAAGCUCUCUUUGCGAUCAGGCUAGAAUGCAGCUCAACGAUUGUUUAGAGGAGAAGCCACCAGCGUAUAUGAGAAAGCCUGGUGCGCCUGAAGAGUGGACCGAUGAGAUCUACAAAAAUUCACUGUCAGUUUACUCGAUUUUGAUGCCGGUAGACCCGACGCUUCUUCUUCCGUUAGCCGCUGUUUAUGCAAAAUCGACGAAUAUGUUCAAGCGGUCGAUUCUGAGAGUUCUAGAGCCAGUGAUGCGACAGCUCAGCCAGGAGAGUGUGAUUUCUUUAAUCGUCGAUUGUCCACACGGAGCCGAAACUCUUGUUGCGCGUCUAGUCGUUUUGAUUUCUGAAAGAGACAGACCAUCGCAGGAAUUGAUUCAGAAGCUAAAGAUACUUCACGACGAGCGGAAGAUGGAUAUUCGCGCUUUGCUUCCUAUCAUAUUCGGACUCGAAAAAGAAGAAGUCAUGCAACUGAUCCCAACGUUCAUUUUCAAAACGGAAUAUCAGAAGUCAGUAAGCACACUGUUCCGGAAGAUCUACACAGCGCGCGACUUCAAAACAGGAGAGCUCAAUUUCGAUCCGGUCGAUGUCAUUCAAAGAUAUCACAAAAUCGAGCCGAAGGAUGAUCAUGAAGCUGAAUUGCUAGUAAAUAAUCUGGAAUCUCUCUUCGAUCCUGCAGUGUUGAAACCGGACCUGGCUUCUAAAGGAAUCGAAGCCAUCUUCAAGUGGGAGCAAGUGCCAUUCCUUUUCCUUCACUCACUAUACACACUUUAUCAUAAGUUCAAAACCUUCGACUCGUUCGUCGCCAACCUCUUCUACAAAGUCACGGAGAAGAAGAUGUAUCAACAGUCUGAUCGAUGGAAGAAGGCAUUCUUCAAAUGCAUUCGAGAGAUGAAGGCGAAGGCGUACCCGGCAGUGUUGAUCCUGAUCAGUUUUGAAGAGUACGAAGAGCUAAAAGCAGAGUUGGGACCUGAAUGUGUCACUGAAUUCAAGGCCAUCUAUCAGACGCUGUCCACGUUGCAGCAGAAGAAUAUGAAUUCAAGCUCUGUGAAGCUGUUCUGCUUCUUAUUAAUCCGACGAUUUUCAGCGAAAAAAUCAAAGAGGAGCUGUACGACAAGGAGCGUGAAACUCGUGACCGUGAUCGACGUCUCCGGCGAGAAGAACGGAAGGAACGGGAGAAGGAAAAAGAACGGAGCACUCGACGAUGAAAUCGCCACGUCAUCUGCAGCUACUACAAUGUUCAAUAUCUCAAUAACGGGUCUUUUAAUUUGGUUUUUCUUUCAUUCUUUCAUACAGAUUUCUUGUUCAUAUCUCUAUUACUCUUGUCUGAAAUCAAUGCACGUUGUGGCCGAGAAAACUACGGUGGGCGGAGCUUAG
This is a messenger RNA of Caenorhabditis briggsae, 3597 nucleotides long. RefSeq names its product Protein CBR-SYMK-1 (gene Cbr-symk-1). The transcript has 6 exons. Bases 1 to 3597 code for a protein of 1198 amino acids. The record is from RefSeq and is a predicted model, not a curated record. NCBI's taxonomy places the organism in Eukaryota, Metazoa, Nematoda, Chromadorea, Rhabditida, Rhabditidae. Gene Ontology annotation, cellular component: mRNA cleavage and polyadenylation specificity factor complex.